AGUAAACUUCUUCCUAAAAGUCAAUUACAUCAGCUUGGUGUGGUGUUUAAUAUAUGAUCGUGAGAGUCCGCACAGGAAACCCAGUCAAAUUUGUUCGAACCGUCGUGGAAUGUUUUCCAAUCGACGACGAUCUGAAGUCAAUACUUACGAUAUUGCUCAUAACUGUGUUGCUGAGGAUCUCGAUGAAAGGAUAUUUUCGCAAGACACUAAAUUGCUGGUUAAUUUGCAUCUGAAUAAGGGGAACACAGCCUCGAUUACGUGGAUAGCACCACUGAGAUCAUAUGGGAAUUACAACACUUACCAACCGAACUGUGAAACACAACAAAAGUGACAAAGAAGACAGCAAAGAGCCAAAGACAAGUUCAGCAGUAAAAGCAACCACUACAACUACUACCACCACCACCACCACAACAACAACUACUUUAGCCACUACAACACCUACAGUAAAGCCCCCAAAAAGAAUGACUCCAGUGCCUAAGGAAACAUCUUUUGAAGGAAUACCAUGGUGGGCAGUAUUUGCAGCUGUUGGGUUAGCACUCCUUAUAGCUGGCAUUUGCUGUUAUUGUGUCUGCUACCGUCAAUGUUGCAAAAGGAAAAAGAAGGAUGAGAAAAAAGCCAUAAAGGAAAAAGUUGACCUUAAAGCCAUACAAAUGUUGGCAGCCAGCUACCAAGAGAAAGUUCAGCCAUCUGUAGAUGAGUUAGAUUACAACAGUGAUGAAUUCCAGUCUGAUGGUAGCUCAGGAGUAAAAAUAGGUCGCAUUCACUUCACCCUUGACUAUAGCUUCAAUGAUAACUGUCUCACAGUUGGAGUAGUAGAAGCUCAGGAUGUCCCUGCUAAAGAUUUCAGUGGAACAUCUGAUCCAUAUGCAAGAGUUAUGCUGUUACCCGACAGGAAAAAGAAAUUUGAUACUAAGGUUCACCGGAAGACUCUAAAUCCAGUUUUCAAGGAAACAUUUGUUUUCAAGAAUAUUCCAUACAGUGACAUAACAAACAGAACUCUUUGUAUAGAGUUGUAUGACUUUGAUCGGUUCUCUAGACAUGAUAUCAUUGGAGACGCCAAGCUCCCUCUUAUUGAUGUAGAUUUAGCAACUAGCAUUGACGAAUGGCGAGCUUUAAUUCCACCAUCAUCUUCAGGAGGACUUACUGGGCAUUCCAAGUCUGAACUAGGACAGCUUUGUUUCUCAUUGCGUUAUGUCCCUGCUGCUGGUAAACUUCAAGUAGUAAUAUUAGAAGCUAAAGAUCUUAAAAGUAUGGAUGUAUCAGGUUUUUCAGAUCCUUAUGUCAAAAUAGCCUUGAUUCAAGAUGGACGGAAACUCAAGAAGAAAAAGACAACCGUCAAGAAGAGAACACUUAACCCUUACUUCAAUGAGAACUUUAGUUUUCAAGUUCCCUUUGAGAACAUAGAGCAAACAUCUUUGAUAAUCUCUGUGUUGGACUAUGAUCGUGUUGGUCGCAGCGAAGUCAUUGGAAAAUGUGUUGUAGGUGAAUUAUCAACAGGUCCAGAUCAGCAACACUGGACAGACAUGCUGGCAUCGCCACGGAGAGCAAUUGCACAGUGGCACACUUUACAUAAUUAAUGCUUGUAGUUUUUUCACAAUAGAAUAUACAAUAAAAUAUAUACACCGUAAGUGUAUGAAGAAGUUCAAGCUUUACAUAACACUGUAAAAUAAAUGUAAUGUAAAUCUGAGGCCCUUUACUGUAAUGUUUCAAUCAGUAGUAACAUGGUGGGUUGAGUGUGUUCAUUUUCCGAAAAAAAAAAAAAAAAAUUCAAUUCAUGUAACAAUAUAAUUGGACAAAGAUGACAUACAUUCAUCAUUUUUUGAUCCACUUUCAUUACAAGUGGUGUGGUGUAGUUUUUAAGAGAAUACUUCAAAUGAAUUGCAAGAGUCUUAACAUUGCAUCUCUGAGAGCAGUAGCAAGUUUCAGGUAUUAAACUUAUUAGAGACAUAAAACUAUAUUAUGAUUCAUAGAGGCUUUCCCCUCUUGCAGAGAUCUUUUUGGGUUAUAAAUUCUUGAAAGGGACACAAAACAUAACUGUUUGAAUUGGUUUUAAGAAAUAUUAUAUGUAAUAAUAGGAGUAAUCACGUGGAAUUUUGAUUUGGAGUGUUCAUUUCGGUUAUUUUCAACUCAAACUUUUCCACUAUUGCAAUCAUUUUCAAUAAGCUGUUUUAAUAAAAAAAAUUAUGUAUGUACUAGCUUGAAGAGCGAUAACCCUUAACUUUCCGAAAACCAGCCUGAAUGUUCACUUCCAUGCUUGAUCAAGAGAGAUAAAUUAUCAUCUCUGUGCUGUCCAAUCAGUCCAAACCUAAGUGUUCCAAGUAACCCAGUCUGUAUCAUUCCUUGCACACAAAUGUAAUUUCAAGGUAACAAACUUGAAUGAUUUUAGCUUCCAAGCACCAAAAUUCCUUACUUUUGACCCCUUAUAGAAAAUUAUUCUGGCUGGUCCCAAGAUAUGAAAAGCUGCCUGGAAAGCUACAGUCUCAGACAAAAUUUCUUGCAACAAGAUUGAGCCUCACAACUCCUGAAUGUCCUUGCUCCCCUCAUUCAGUGUAGCAAUAAAGCAUGACAGUAUCACAUAUAAACCACACCGAGAGACUGGAUUGUUCUGAAGGAUGAUCAUGCAAGGUGAUCAAAAUAAUUUUCAAUGAAGAAAUGUUUCACUCAUUACAUAAAAUGCCUCAAAAGGUUGUAAGAGAUGUUGGCAAAAUUAAAAAUAACAUG
Messenger RNA from Pocillopora verrucosa, 2721 nucleotides. NCBI's taxonomy places the organism in Eukaryota, Metazoa, Cnidaria, Anthozoa, Scleractinia, Pocilloporidae. The record is from RefSeq and is a predicted model, not a curated record.